Messenger RNA from Notolabrus celidotus (New Zealand spotty), 2459 nucleotides. It is a transcript of the gene aph1b, whose product is annotated as APH1B gamma secretase subunit. Gene Ontology annotation, molecular function: protein-macromolecule adaptor activity. The record is from RefSeq and is a predicted model, not a curated record. Gene Ontology annotation, biological process: protein processing; Notch receptor processing; positive regulation of catalytic activity. The transcript is spliced from 6 exons. Lineage: Eukaryota; Metazoa; Chordata; Actinopteri; Labriformes; Labridae. Gene Ontology annotation, cellular component: gamma-secretase complex; membrane; endoplasmic reticulum. Bases 197 to 973 code for a protein of 258 amino acids.
GUCACGUGAGAGCAUGUGACGUCACGAGAGACCGUAUGAUACACUGGAGGAAGUAAAGAAAAGAAUCCAUCAGAGACAACAGACAGGGACAGUUUAUAAUAAAGAAACAGAUAUAAAUCAGUAAGUCUCUUUAGACGGAUAAGGACGAGGAGCUCCAGGUCUCUGCUGGCCGCUGAUCUCCACACGAAGAGACAAAAUGACGGCGGCGGUGUUCUUCGGCUGCACCUUCAUCGCGUUCGGCCCAGCCGUCGCGCUGUUCCUGUUUACCAUCGCUCGGGAGCCGCUCAGGGUCAUUUUCCUCAUAGCAGGAGCGUUCUUCUGGCUGGUGUCUCUGCUGCUGUCCUCUUUGGUGUGGUUCAUCUCAGUUCAGAUCAGUAACAAGGAGAGUGCAGCACAACAGAAAGGUCUCCUUAUCUUCGGAGUGGUGCUCUCCGUCCUGCUGCAGGAAACCUUCCGCUUUGGGUACUACAAGCUGCUGAAGAAAGCUAAUGAAGGCCUGCUCACUCUCAGUCAGGAGGAAACCAUGCCCAUCUCCAUCCGGCAGCUGGCCUACGUGUCCGGCCUCGGUUUUGGCUUCAUGAGUGGAGCGUUCUCAGUGGUGAACAUCUUGGCCGACUCUGUGGGGCCGGGAACUGUCGGCAUCCAUGGCGACUCGCAGCACUACUUCCUGUCUUCAGCCUUCAUGACCAUGGCCAUCAUCCUGCUCCACAUGUUCUGGGGCGUCGUCUUCUUUGACGCCUGUGAGAAGCAGCGCUGGUGGGCGGUGGCUGCGGUCGUCAUCAGCCACCUUAUCGUUUCCUGUCUGACCUUCCAGAACCCCGAGUACGUUGCCAGCCUGGUCCCCACCUACGUCAUCUUGUUCCUGAUGGGCAUCUGGGCGUUUUACUCGGCGGGCGGCUCCCUCAGGAACCUCAAACUCUGCCUCACCUGCAAAGACAAGGACUUCCUGCUGGCCAACCACCGGCCCAGAUAACGCAGCACAUGAGGCAGUGUGCAGGACUCUCAAUCCAAAGAUCACGGAGUUCACACACCCACACACACACUCACACUCACAUACACACACAGAUCACAGCAAAAAGGGAGUGUUCACCCGCUGGUAAUCUGCUUACACUUAAGACGUAUUUCAUCAUGUGAGGUUCAGACACCUGAAAGUCAAAGCAGUGGAAGUUUCUUUAUGAAAAGGUACAAAAACGGGAGAUAAUUUUUAUUCAUGUUCAGCUCAGAUCGCUUUGUUAGUGUGGAAUUCUUCAACAUGACGAGGUUGUAAAUAUAUCUCUGUGUGGCUGACAGCGCCCUCUGUUUGUUGCCUGAAGCUCUUAAUGAACCAACAGAUGAACAAACCUGCAUAAGACGCCUCAGCUACCGACACGUUUCACCUUCUGUACAUAGUCUCAUCUUUUCGGCUUUUCUGUGUCAAAUGUGUUCAAUCUUUCAGAGCGUGGAUUUUUUCAUCCAUAAAGAAACUUGUGUACAUUUUUAUGCAUUUUUAAUUCCCUGAUGUGUAGAUAUGAGAAGUUUUAACUUCUGUUUUCCAAAUGUCUUUAGUCUGCUUAAAAACUUGCCUUUUAAUGACAGACACUGAGAGGAGACAUCACCAGUAUUUAUCUGUUAUCUCACUUACUUCAAGCUCUCAUCGUCAGUAGGAUUUUCAGGUAAUAAUAUCAUGACUCAUGGGAAUAUCUGUCCAAAUCAAAGGUAACACAGAUUUCACAUCAGAUUUACACAUUUUCAUUUGGCCUCAGAGUCCUCACUGAUUUUUGGCCUUUUGUGGUAUGAUAGCGAGUAGAGUUGCAAUGAUUAGUCAAUUACACAGUCAAAGAAAGAUGAUUAACUGUGAUUAUCUUUAUAAAUAAUCAACCUUUUCAGUAGUUUGUCAUGUAAAAACGAUCAACACUGGCUGUUCCUCGUGAUUACUGACAGAAAAUGAGGCGUCUUUAGGUUUGGGAUAUUUGAUCCGACAGAAGAGGGAAUUUAAAGACGUCUCUGAGAAAUGUUUUUAAGCAUUAUACACAUUUUUGACAAUUAAUAGACUAAAUAAAUUCAUUAUAACCAAAAAACUGAUCAUUGUAGCCCAAAUUGCUUAAAAAAACAGUGUUGUGUAACCAAACAAAAGACACCGCAGGACCUGUAGUUGAAGAAAACUCAGGCAGCAGACAUUCAAAGGUGUUUACUCCUCACCUCUCUGUUUCUUAAACUAUGAAUGAUUCUUAAGACUUUGAACAGAUGGAGGUUUUUGAUGAAACUUCCUGAGUUUUUCAUUCCCUUGUUGCCUUUUUAAGGAUAUUUAGUUUGGGAGAACAGGAGAUCAAAUAUCUGACAGAAAUUCCAAAAUGUUUUUAUUUUGCUACUUUGGUUUUUGCUGUAAAUGUACAUGUUUGUGUACAGUUUGUACAGGUAGGUAGGAAACACUCUGAUGUAAUUCAGGAUUCAAGUAAAUAAAGAUGAAAAUGAAAUAUUAA